Molecule: messenger RNA, 1318 nt
Organism: Centropristis striata (black sea bass)
Lineage: Eukaryota; Metazoa; Chordata; Actinopteri; Perciformes; Serranidae
Gene: galr1b
Product: galanin receptor 1b
Exons: 3
Coding region: 1-1068 (355 amino acids)
Biological process (GO): neuropeptide signaling pathway; negative regulation of adenylate cyclase activity; positive regulation of cytosolic calcium ion concentration
Cellular component (GO): membrane
Molecular function (GO): galanin receptor activity
Source: RefSeq, a predicted model, not a curated record
AUGCUGCUGCCGGGAAACGAGUCCUCCGGCUGGGCUCCGGUCCCGGAGUCCAACCGGAGCGAGGCGGCGGAGGGCGGCGGGUCCGGUCCGGAGGCGGUGGUCGUGCCGGUGGUGUUCGGGCUGAUCUUCGUGGUGGGGGUGGUGGGGAACUCUCUGGUGAUGGUGGUGAUCGGGAAGGUGCAGUACGGAGGGGGAGGUGGAGGGGGGGCCAGGCGCGUCGGGAGCCCCACCAACAUCUUCAUCCUGAACCUGAGCGUGGCGGACCUCAGCUUCCUGCUCUUCUGCGUCCCGUUCCAGGCCACCAUCUACUCCCUGCCGCAGUGGGUGUUCGGGGCUCUGCUCUGCAGGUUCGGACACUACUUCUCCACCGUCAGCAUGCUGGUGAGCAUCUUCACGCUGGCGGCCAUGUCCGUGGACCGUUACCUGGCCGUGGUGCGCUCCAACAAGUCUCCGCGCGUCCGGAGCCGCAGGAACGCGCUGAUCGGGAUCUGCGUGAUCUGGACUCUGUCUCUGUUGUUCUCGGUGCCGGUGGCCCAGCACCAGGUCCUCACCGACCACCCCGCCGCCCCCAACAGCACCUUCUGCUGGGAGAGGUGGUCCGGAGGCUCCAGACAGGCGUACAAGGUGUCCAUCCUGCUGGUCGGGUACCUGCUGCCGCUGCUGCUCAUCAGCUGCUGCUACACCAGGGUUCUGUUUCAUCUUCAUAAAAAGAUGAAGAACAUGUCCAAGAAGUCGCAGCGCUCCAAAAGAAAGACGGCCCAGACGGUCCUCCUGCUGGUCUCGGCCUUCACCGUGUGCUGGCUGCCGCACCACAUCGUGGCCCUGUGGGUGGAGUUCGGCUCGUUCCCUCUGAACGACGCGUCCUUCGCCUUCCGGAUCCUGUCCCACUGCCUGUCCUACGGGAAUUCUUGCGUCAAUCCCGUCCUCUACGCCUUCGUGUCCCAGAACUUCCGCCGGGCGUGCAGUCAGGUGUUCUCCUGCUCCAGGUCCCCGCCGCCGGCCCGGGGCGAGUCGGUCCGACUGCGCCGGGAGAACUCCUCCGCCACGCACUCCACCACCAACAUCUGAAGCUCCAGAGGUUCAGGGUUUAGAAUGAGAACAAAGUUUUAAUAGUUUUAUUAAAUUAUUUCUGAUCAUUCUCCUCCAUAAAAAGUGAAACAGAAGCUUCAGAAUGAGUUUUCAUCUGUUUCACUUGUUUGAUAUGAGAUGAUGUUUCAUACUAAAAUCUAAGUCUUUAUUAACCAAACCUGACAGAUCACAGCUACAGAAAUAAUUAAAUAAUGUGUAAUAUGUAGGCUAUACAGUGUGUAAUGGUUGU